Anolis sagrei ordinatus is the source of this 3130-nucleotide messenger RNA. It is a transcript of the gene SLC12A8, whose product is annotated as solute carrier family 12 member 8. Lineage: Eukaryota; Metazoa; Chordata; Lepidosauria; Squamata; Anolidae. Gene Ontology annotation, molecular function: potassium:chloride symporter activity. Gene Ontology annotation, cellular component: membrane. Gene Ontology annotation, biological process: potassium ion import across plasma membrane; potassium ion homeostasis; chloride transmembrane transport. The record is from RefSeq and is a predicted model, not a curated record.
UUGACCCUGCUUUGAAGUUCCCUAGCUCAAUGCAAGGAAAUCUUGGGAGUUGUAAUUGGACAAGGCUUUCCUUCCGCCUUCUCCCCAGGGAAGGAGGAAGGGCCCCGGAGGAAAGUAAACAUCCUGGGACGUUGCCUUCCUGCCCUUCCAAAAGAAGGCCAGAAGGGAAGGAAGAAGUCCCGCCCACGUGGCACUCCGGACGCCCAGGCAGCGAGGUGAGCGCCCAGGUGAGCCGAGGCAGCCAGAGCGUGGGGACGCCCAAUAGCCAGCCGCUCUGUCAGAAGCUGGGAGAGUCCUGGAGGUCUCACCUGGCUGACAGGUCCAAGAAAGCCAUGAAACCUCUGGCAUGCUCGCCUGAAUCCCACUUGAACUCACCUAAGUGUAGCAGCUGAUGUUGAGCUCUGAGUUCCCUUGAGCUUGUGCUGAUUGUUGCAAUGGCAACACCUUCCAGCUACAGCUUUAAUGUGAAAGAUAGACCAUUCUUGCCAAGGGACAAUGCCAGUGUGAGGAGUGAGGGACAAGUGCACGAACUGUUUCAUGAAGAAGCACAACAGGGUUCUCAACAGCACAACAGACCUUGGUGGAAGAUACAGCUUUUUGUUUGGGAACCUGUACUCUUUGGAACAUGGGAUGGAGUCUUCACCUCUUGCAUGAUCAAUAUCUUUGGAGUAGUUCUCUUUCUGAGGACUGGAUGGCUUGUUGGUAACACUGGCAUCCUAAUGGGUAUGUUUUUGGUAUCGUUCGUCAUCUUAGUUGCUUUUGUAACGGUUUUGUCUGGCAUUGGGGUCUGUGAACGGUGCAGCAUCGGAAGUGGAGGCGUUUACUCAAUGAUUUCUACUGUCCUUGGAGGCCAAGUUGGAGGAACCAUUGGGCUCCUUUAUAUUUUUGGUCAGUGUGUUGCAGGUGCUAUGUACAUUACUGGAUUUGCUGAAUCUAUCUCUGAUCUCCUGAGCUUCAGCAACAUUUGGGCAAUAAGGGGCAUCUCGCUUGCGGUCCUUCUGGGCUUGCUUGGGAUCAACCUUGCGGGAGUGAAAUGGAUCAUCCGCCUCCAGCUGCUGCUUCUCUUUCUGCUGGCUGUUUCCACUUUGGAUUUUGUCAUCGGAUCCUUCACACAUUUAGAUCCAGAUCAUGGUUUUGUGGGCUAUUCAGAGGUGCUUAUGGUGAACAACACAUUUCCAGACUACAGCCCAGGGGAGUCCUUUUUCACUGUAUUUGGAGUCUUCUUCCCAGCUGCAACAGGUGUGAUGGCUGGGUUCAAUAUGAGUGGUGAUCUCAGGAAACCUGCAGAGAAUAUCCCUAUAGGAUCCCUGGCUGCCAUAGGCAUUUCGUGGUUUCUGUACAUAGUCUUCGUUUUUUUACUGGGAGCUAUUUGUACUCGAGAAGCUCUUCGCUAUGAUUUUAUGAUAGCAGAAAAGGUGUCCCUGGUGGGCUUCCUAUUCUUGCUGGGUUUGUACAUUUCAUCCUUAGCAUCCUGUAUGGGUGGGCUGUAUGGCGCACCCAGAAUACUUCAGUGCAUUGCCCAAGAGAAAGUGAUACCAAGUCUUGCAUUUCUUGGACAAGGGAAAGGACCAAAUCGAACCCCAGUGGCUGCAAUCUGUUUAACAAGCCUGAUCACCAUGGCUUUCAUCUUCAUUGGUCAAGUGAAUACCCUUGCUCCAAUAGUUACCAUCAUCUUCAUGCUUACAUAUAUUGCGGUAGAUUACGCCUACUUUGCGGUCUCCAUGAGCUACAGUCUUCAGCAGAACUCCAGGCAGAUGCGGAGGGAGGACUCCAGGGUUGCGCUGAGCUGUUCUCGGCCUUUGAUACUCGACAAACCUUCCUGCUAUGGGUCAGAUGGCAUAGCUCAAGGCAGGUCGGACGGCACUUUGCUAGAAUUCACAAAAGACAUGGACCAUCUUUUUAAGCCUCUUGAUAAAGAUCCAGGAACCACUCUUGAAACCAAAGGGAAGGACUUUGGCCAGAUGGUCAAGCAGAGAAAGCAAAAGAAGGCAGCUAAACAGACAUUACAAGACAGCUUUCUCUUGGAUCUAGAUACUGAUGUUGUUUCUAUUCAGGAUACUGAUAGUGAUGUGCUGGAAUCCAGUGGCAAAAAUAUGCAGAGCUUUCCAGAGCCAAAUUGCCAGCAUGAAGAAAAUGCAUUGACACAUGAAACUGUAGAAACUAAGAAGAAACACAUCCAAGAUGAGGGCCAUAAUUCUGAUGAGACGCAGAAAACUCCCAAUCAGAAAACGGAAGAUUUAAAUGCAAAACGACGAAACCAAGAAUUAGAAAUCCAGAAAAUGCCAGUAUCCUUCUACUCCAAACUCUGCGAUCAUUGGGUUUCCCUUGUUGGUGCAAUAGGAUCACUUGCCAUUAUGUUUGUCAUUCAGUGGAUAUAUACCCUUGUUAACUUGGGAAUAGCCAUUAUUUUGUAUUUCUACAUUGGUCAAGUGAGUCCAGGGCUACCACCUGGUGCAGCAGCCAACUUUAGUUUUUUCAAAUGGAUUAAGCUACUUUUAUUUAAUGCCUGCAGGGGAAGGCCAUCCCCGGAGGAACGAUUUGUUGUGACACCAUCCUUUGCAACAGUUGGCAUGGAGACCACUCAGCUCACUCAAGAGAAUACAGAUUUUGCCUCCCGGGACCGCUACCACCAUUCCUCCGUUAUUACCAGAGAAGAGUUUAUUAAAUAGCUCCAAUGAGGGAGCAGCAUGCCAUUGACUCUACUGGCCAAUUAAAAACUCUGACCACAGACACACCGCCUGAUUAAAAGGCUUGCCCUUUUAUGUCUGAUUUUAAUGAAUACCAAAACCUCCAAUUAAAGUGGGGGCUCAGCAAAAGAGAAGGGAAUAAACAACAGGCCUCCGUGCCACGGAUCCAAAACUCUAUUCUGUUUUUUGAAAUACAAGAAGUUUUAAGUCCUUUGCAGAACGUGGUAUGCGAGUGUAAGUGUGUCCUAUUUUCUGUAUGUAUGUGCACACACACACACACACACACACACACAAUAUUUUCUGCUGUUGUUGCAGAUGGUUCAUACAACAUUCCAAAUUUAUUUUUUAGUGGAAUUAAAUUAUCCAUAGAAAGAAGAUGCAGGCCAAAUAAGCAUGCAAGGAGGACGAGAGAAAGGGAAGCAAUGGCAGCAUUCAGGUAUAGA